Aspergillus ochraceoroseus IBT 24754 is the source of this 2309-nucleotide messenger RNA. RefSeq names its product Zn(II)2Cys6 transcription factor domain-containing protein. Gene Ontology annotation, biological process: regulation of DNA-templated transcription. Bases 246 to 2309 code for a protein of 687 amino acids. Gene Ontology annotation, molecular function: DNA-binding transcription factor activity, RNA polymerase II-specific; zinc ion binding. The transcript is spliced from 3 exons. The record is from RefSeq and is a predicted model, not a curated record. NCBI's taxonomy places the organism in Eukaryota, Fungi, Ascomycota, Eurotiomycetes, Eurotiales, Aspergillaceae.
CUUCUAUCUCCUUUCCACUUCCACUUCUUCUUCUUCUUCUUCUUCUUCUUCUUAAUAACCCCUCCUACUCCCGCCCUCGUCUUCCUAAAAUCUCUUCUCCCCCGCCCCCCAAAAUCUGUCUCCUUUCCUCCCAAGUCUGUCUCAUCGGAUUUUGGAAUAUUUUCCUCUUAUCCCGUUGCUUCCUGCCCUCGCGAUCGGCCAUUUUGUCUGCUCCGUUCUCGUCCCUCUUUCCACCUGGCGCCGCCAUGGACUCUCGAACCAUCACCACAGAGACUCCCGGGAAACGUCCCCGAUCGGGAUCCGGGGAUUUCCCCCCGAUUGCCUCGAAAAUCCCCAAAACCCAUUCGAAUCACUUGCAAAUCAAUUACCUCGCCCGCCAGUACCCCGAUAAUCUCCCGCUGGUUUCCGUCGAUGAUACCAUGCCCGCCAUCAUCCACCUGAUUGGGGAAUAUGACGGCGUGCUGCAUCGUCAUGAGAGCAUCGCUGGGAACUUGGGCGCAUGCCCCUUGGGCCCGAUUUUGAUCAAGCGCUUUGAGCGCCUGUUCGACGGCCCGCCGCGCGUUCUCAAGUCACAUGGCAAGGAUGGCCCCAACGUCACCUGGUUGGAUGUCGUGGAGUUUGCCAGGAGCAAGCCCGAGCAGUUCAAUUUGGAAAAGUCCCGUAAUGGCGUGCGGGUUUGUCAGUUCUACACCAAGCAAUGUCGCGUGGAAAUCAGCGAGGAGGACUACGUGCUCAUUGCCUCUGGGAUGCCCCAAAAGAUGAUUCCGCCCCAGCCGAUCAUUGAGGAUGAGGAGAAGGAAUUGGGCGCUCUGGAAAUACUGGAGAAGAACCUCCAGCAGAUUAUUCAGGUUGCGGAUCAAGUCUCGGCUCGAGCUCGACAGCUCAAUCAUCGUUUAAAGAACCGCAGAACCGCGAUUGUUUCUCGUCGGGAAAACGAUGUCAGUCUCCAUCCAUCCCGCCAACCGCAACAACACCAACCACCACAACCACAACAGCAGCAACAGCAGCAACAGCAGCAGCAGCAGCAGCAGCAGCAGCAACAACAACAACAACACCAACAACACCAACAACAACCACAAUCGCAACCGCAACUGCACUCUCAAACCCCACAACUUCACCAUCCCCAACCGCAAGCCCCCCAGCCUCAAACCCUACCGCAACAGCGUUCAAUUAGCCCUACCUGGCGCGACACUAAUGGCAGUGCUCACAAUACUCUGAACGGAAACGGCGCUAAUGUCCGUUCCCCUCCGUCAGGUUUUGUCGCAGUCAAUACUGCACGGGCUGGAGCGGAAGUUCCAUCAGAGGAGAAUGCGCUAUCGUCACAAUUCAUGUUCUCCCACUCCAACACCGAUAAUGUUACCAUCAUCAACGGGACUUCCAUUAAAGGCGCAUCCCCAACCACGCGAGCCGAGUUGAUGAAGAAAUUUUUUACAACACAAGACCGUCAUGUGCGCGGAUUCGAGGAAACACCUGGAUCAACCAACCGACAAUCCUCCCGUCCCCGACCCAGAGUCUCCGAUGCCGCCGAUUACAACAUGUUUACCCCCGCUCCUACGACGGUUGCGAUUCCCAAUACCCCAACCUCAUUGCUCCCACCCCCAAAGUCACACCAUCACGAGAAGGACGACGGAGGUCCCUUCAAGAUCGAAAUGGUCGCUCGCAUGGAGGAGCUGCAACGCGGUGAUCGCAUUCUGCCUCCCUGCGAUCGCUGUCGCCGUCUGCACAUGGACUGCCUGAAGAAUCUCACAGCCUGCAUGGGCUGCACCAAGAAGCACGCCAAGUGCUCCUGGAGGGACGUCAAGGAGGAGGAGCUACGGGAGUCCCAGCGGGUCGAGCGCGAGCACGCGGAGGACCCACCCUCAAAAGACACGUCGACGACCCCGACGGCUUCGGGCCCCGAGCAAACCCCUCUACCUGCCGCCCCAACACCCGCCCCAGUAUCGGCGGCCUCGGAAGCGGAUAAAGCACGUGACCAAGGCCGUGAGGGCCCGAUGGAGAUUAACGUGCGCAGGGAAUCCGCGCCGAUUGCCGGCCCUGCAUCCAGAACCCCAUUCGGAAAGGAGGUCUCGCCUCGCCGAGCCACCAGCGAGAUCCAAGGCAGCCACGCCUUCAGCCACGACAGACAUGAUCGACGGAUUGGCAUCAACCGUCAUGCGGAGCCUGCGGCCGACGAUGACGAUCCGGACGCCAACCAGCGACUGAUGCAGGCGAUUCUGGACACGAUGGACCAUCACCGGGAACAGGAACAUGAACAUGAGCGAGAGCGAGAGCAGGAAAGAGAAAGAGAGCGCAAAUUGGUAAAGGCAUGA